CAAAAGUGAAAAUAUUUUGUAUAAAAAAAAAUAUAAAAUAAUAAUUUCUAUUUGUUAUCAAUUAGUUCAUAGAGUAAAAAACAUAUUAAGUUUAAGCUUACAGUUGUAUAUGGUGCUACACAUAAUAUAAUAGCUCGUAAUACCUAAUCAUGUACGCGAUAGAAAAGAAAUUUGAGAUUGAAAUGAAACUCAAGAAGGAGAUGAGCAACAUGGCGGAGCUGAAGGCGGCAGCUAGCCGCAGCUCGGCGCUGGCCGGGGACGUUUGUAACGUGCUGGGUGCGUGCGAGCAGCGCCUGCAGCAGCUGGAGACUGCGGUGCUGCCGCUGUACGGCGACACGGCGCGCCUGCAGCAGAUACACCACAACAUGGAGCGCACCGUGAAAGCCUUGGACCACGUGAUCAACUACUACAUGGUGUCUCGUGAGCUGGCAGAUCUCGUGCAGGCUGGCCCGCAUACGUCCAGCACUGACACACUCAACAUUUACUUAGAGGCAUUGGAUAAGUUGGCUGAAGCACAGAAUUAUUUCAACAAAAACAACCCGCAGAGUGUUGAACUAGAAAACAUUAAUCAGCUGUACAACACAGGUGUAUUGAAAUUGGAGACAGCUUUUGAAGAGCUGCUGAACCGGAACACGCGGCCGCUCUCACCCACCACUCUGAUGGACAUGAUCGCUUUGGAAGAAGACUCAAGUGUGGACAGCGUGAGCGUGUCCGGGUCGGGGCCGAGCUCGUGCGGCGCCGCGCAGGCCACGGAGACUCUCCGCGCGGCCGCGGCGUGGCUCAGCGCCGCCGGCAGGCCUCCCGUGCAGGCCCUACUCACUGCUAGGGCUCCGGCCGCGAGACAGGCAUUGAACGCGUUUAAAGAUCAUCUGAAGGCGCGGUCCGUGCCGCAUGAUCCUAUUAUGAGAGCUAAAAACCUACUGCACCGUUCAGACAGCACUACGAAAAAAACAAGCAAGAUACAAAAAGUGAUAGAGAAGCGAGCGAACAAAAUAAUCCAGAGGGCUUCACAGACACUCGAGAAUUCUACCGGGCUGGCGUUAGGACCUCGCCGCUCCGUCAGCGAGUCUUACACUGAAGAGUCCUACGAAGCCCUAGAAGAAUGGGAAGCGAUGCUAGCGGGCUCCGUGGCGGCGGCCCUGGCUAAGCUCGCGCGACACGAGCAACGUACUCUUCUGGGACUUGUGCCGUUGCCUCGUUUGCCACCACUACUCGCCCAGAUUCUACACGAGUGCUUCGCCACGUUGCAUCAGGAUGUUGAGCGCGCCUGCCAGCGCAGCCGUCGCGCGUGCGCGCGCAGCUCGUGCGGCGCGGCGGCGUGCUGGGCGCUGCUGGCGCGCCUGCAGCGCCUGCAGCCCGACGUGGCGCGCGCGCUCGCUCCGGCUGAACCCACCGUCUACACCAGCAUCGUCAACAACUGCCACAUGCACUGCCUCAAGUCACUAGAGGAGUGGGUGUCGGGUCUCCGCAGCGACACGUUCGCGGGCGCCGUGGAUGGCACCGUGCACCAGCUGGCUGUGGCCGCGCUCGCGCACUGCCACACGCUGGCGCGCCAUCUGCAGACCAUAGGCCCGGCGCUGGCCACGGAGCCCGGGUACAGCAGCGCGGCGGCGGCGCUGGCGGGCGCGGCGGACCGGCACGCGGCGCUGCUCGGCCUGUACGUGCGCAAGGUGCUGGCGCAGCUCAACCUGGCGCUGCGCACCAAGAGCGAGCAGUACCCCGACGCGCUCAAGGCCAUAUUCCUGCUCAACAACACGCUAUAUCUCCUACAGGGCUUGCAGCGCAGCGGACUGAUCGAGGUAUUGAUGACGGUGGAGCCAGACUGCGAGGCUACCUACCGCGACAUGAUACACGAGUACAAGAGCAACUACCUGCAGAGUUGGAGCAAGCUGUUGGCGCACACGGUGCUGGAAGAGGCGCCACCGGCCAAGCUGCGCGACCGCGACCGACAGAUGCUCAAGGACAAGUUCGCGUCAUUCAACCGUGAAUGGGAGGAGUGUACCAAAGCGCAGCGCAGCUACAGCGUGCCCGACCCCGAGCUGCGCGAGGCUCUCAAACGAGACAAUAAGGAGACCAUACUACCGCCGUACACCAAGUUUUAUGACACUUACGGCUCUUUGCCAUUCUCGAAGAAUCCGGACAAAUACGUCAAGUACUCUCCCGUACAGAUUGCGACUCAGCUGGAUGGUUAUUUCGACGAAGCCGCUUAGACAAGGCUUACAGUAUACCACAAUAUUUAUUCCAAUUAUAUUUAACAAACAAAUAAAUCACCUUAUUUAACAUGUUAA
Messenger RNA from Cydia amplana, 2288 nucleotides. It is a transcript of the gene Exo70, whose product is annotated as exocyst complex component 7. Gene Ontology annotation, biological process: exocytosis. Gene Ontology annotation, cellular component: exocyst. The record is from RefSeq and is a predicted model, not a curated record. NCBI's taxonomy places the organism in Eukaryota, Metazoa, Arthropoda, Insecta, Lepidoptera, Tortricidae. The transcript is spliced from 16 exons. The coding region runs from base 150 to 2210 and encodes 686 amino acids. Gene Ontology annotation, molecular function: phosphatidylinositol-4,5-bisphosphate binding.